Molecule: messenger RNA, 3516 nt
Organism: Caenorhabditis briggsae
Lineage: Eukaryota; Metazoa; Nematoda; Chromadorea; Rhabditida; Rhabditidae
Gene: Cbr-attf-3
Product: Protein CBR-ATTF-3
Exons: 9
Coding region: 1-3516 (1171 amino acids)
Source: RefSeq, a predicted model, not a curated record
AUGGAAGAAGAGGAAAUCGAUGUGGAAUCCUUCGAUGAUGCAAAUUUGGAGUCCGCGGAAACCGAUUUUCCCUGCGAACACUGCAAAUUCGUCGGAAAAUCCGCUAGAACCCUGACAAGACACAAAAAUCAGGCUCAUGCGCAGAUUCACGAGAUUAAAGUGCGCUCGUCUCGCGGCAGAGGAAGACGGAAAAAAGAGGAAUUCGAGGUGGAAAAUCCGCCAAUUCCAGCCCGUCGAGUGACCACAAAAGAGCUUCUAGGCGGUCGGAAGAGGCCCAAGACAGUCCCAAUCGAUGAUUCAGCAUUGAGAACCAACCAAGAGGCUUCUAGACUCCUAGAAAUGGGUCUUAUCACUGCUGAAACUUCAAUUGGUGAAUAUCUACGUCGUGGUGGUGGUGGCGGGGAACACUAUUUGGCAGAUGAUAUGGAUCCAGAGGAGAUGAUUGUGGGGGAAGAGGUGGUUAUUGGGGAGCACGAUGUUUUGGAAGGCGAGGAAGAGAUUCCGUCGAGGAAAUUCCCUCAACUAAAACCCCGUCGCUACUCUGAUAAGCUACCCGAACGUAUAACCAUUGGAGAUCCUCAAGGAAAAUACAAAUGCUACAUCAAAGGAUGCGAAUGGCGCGGCGGAUAUCGAUCCCUCCGAAUGGACCAUAUCAAAGCGCUCCAUCCGGACUGGAAAAUGCCAUCCAGAUAUAUACUACAGCGAAUUACGAAAAACGGAGAAUACAAAGAGGACGAAGAGCACAUUCCACCGUUUGCGUGCGGAGUGGAAGGAUGUGAUUGGAGGGGGAACUUUAGAGCUUCCCGAUCAGCUCACAUGAGAAAGAAUCACCCGGAGGAGCAUGCGGCGAAGAAAAAACUGGCUCCUGGCUACAAUUGUAAUGGCGACCACCCCUGUCAUAUUCCAUCGUGUGGUUGGAGAGGAUGGUCCAGGUCCACGAGAUCGGCGCAUUUGAAAAAAGCACAUCCCGGGUAUAGGCCAGAGGAUAAUCGAGUUUUGAUGGUCCUUUCCUGCUCCUUCUGUGAUCUCUCCUUCAACACCUAUCCCCUUCUCGUCGAUCACAUAGCCAGCCACGGUGGCGUUGGACUCCACGUCGAGCAUUUUUUCAGCUCCAGACAAGAUUUCGAGGAUUGGAUGCGUCGAAUCGAACAGCACUACUCGAUUGCACUGGAGCGACACGAUCCGUGUGAUCCGUCGGAUAGUCAACAGGAGCAGACCAUUUAUUAUUAUCAUUGUAGUAUAGUCGGCGUUCGAGGGACACAGUUGGCAAAUAAUGCGAGAACAUUCACUCAUAAUCACCACCACUACCUCAAGCACCGCUCCAAACAACUUCUAACCCGCCAGAAAAGCGAUUGCUCAGCUCAUUUGGAAGUUCGCGAGAACUUUGUAGACGGCUCCCUCCAUGUAAAAGGCACUCUGGAGCACACUGGCCACCGUUUUGGCACCCCAUUGCUCAGAAUGCUUCCCCCUGAACGUCAAUUAUUCUGUAACCUUGUUGAUUGGAAGCACUCUGGAGGCACCGAAUUCCAAGCGCUAGAUGUCGUGGAUCAGCUGACAAGUCACGAUGGUUAUGCGAUGGAGAAUUAUGAGCCAGCGAAAGAGGUGACUCUGAUGGAUCCCCUAGAUCAGAAUCCGUUGAUUUCAAUGAGAAUUUUGAUAUCACAAUCGGAUCCGGAGUGCUGUUUCUCUGUGAAAUUCGACGAGUACAACCUUCAGAAAAUGUCGUUUGGCUAUCAAAACGAAGAAAUGCAGAAGGCGUGGCACGAUUUUGGACCCAACGGCAUUGUUACCAUCGACACGGAUCUCAUUGACUUUUGCCACGUGUCACUCACCCAGUAUACGGUACUUUUGUUGGAUGAUAACAGCGUUCCGAGGUGUGCAAUGAUGUAUCUAACGACGGAUGCGGGUACGGGUCCAGAAACUGUGAUAAAUCGAUUGAUAGAAUUGGAUGGAAGAGCUCCAAAGAUAUUCGUCACGGAUCCUUCUCAAUGUUGGGUGGAUUUGAUUCAAAAAGCCUAUGAAACCAGCAGCAGCCCUCCCAAAGUCUUUAUCAGCGAGUGGAGUUUGAUAGAUUAUUGGUCUGCUAAAGUUCAAGAAUUCGUUGAAAACGAUCUGGACCUUUUUUCCCUGAUUGCGGCUCUCCGACGAUCGCUGAGGACUGAGGAACCAGUUCAGCUUUAUUCAUUCUUCGUGGAGCUUCUAGAAGCGUGCUACGAGUGUGGAUUCGAUAAUCUGGCUUCGUUCUUCGAUUCCCAACUAUCAGAUCCAGAAUAUUUCAAACGAUGGAGCCCCUUGAAUCGUUCUGGCGACGCUAGCCAUCUCUACGUAAGACUUGGUGUCGCUUCUCGGACACUGAGGGACAUGUAUUUGGGCCUGGAGGAAAUUCCACGCGUCGAUCAAUGGUUCGCUUAUGCCACUAAACGAAUUCAAGACUUUAACUCGGUCGAAUCCACUCACGCCUACUCUACAAAGCCUAUUGAGCAUCCAAGGAAGUUCUACUACGGUAGUGUUGAUGUCGAUCAGCCGGAAGAGGUGAUUUACGAAGAGGAGGAAAUUCUGGCCGGCGAGGUGGUGGAAGAGGAAAUUAUAGGCCAUGAGAUUCAAGAGGAGUUGACGCUUCAAGAGGGAGAGGAGCUGAUUUAUGAGGAGAUUGAGGAGCCAGAUCUUUAUCAGGAGCAAGAACGAGUCCAAAAACGUCCAGAAGCUUCUGGAAAUGGCCCGAAAACUCUAGAAAUGAUGGAGACAGAAGAGCAAGUUGUGGAAGUGGUCGAUGAAAGGUUGAAUAAUGUGUCGAAAAUCCCACCACAUCGUCUAAGGAUCUCAGAAUUGCCGAAAAUCCCAGAACCACCUCCAAUUCGUCGUCGAGAAACCACGAAAUCAGUGAUUAGAAGUCGCCCAAAAAGGGAUCGAUUCGCGGAUCUACGGGAUUGCCCUCCAGAAGUGAUGCGAGCGAUCGCUGCACACGCCAUAGCUUAUGAUGGUCGUCGAAAAGAGCAAAGCCCAUUUAUGUUCGUCCCAGAGGCGGCGAAAAUGGCGACGAAUGGAACGCCAAGCGUACCAACACCCGAUAUGCGUCCGUUUGGAGCGCCGGCGGCUCGUCGGAUGACGCCAGCGCAGAUGACGUCGAUUCAGGAGCAGCGGAGGCUGAAGAGAGAUCAACAGAAAUGGUAUCGGAGAGGAGAAGAGGGUGAAGAAGGAGACGUAGAAGAGGAGAUCGUGGAGGAGCCAUCCUCCCCUCCGCCAAAAUAUAUUCCACCCCACCGCUUGCCACGUGGCACCACAACCACCGCCAUCCACCAGCAGCAUCAUGAAGAGGUAGUUGAAGAAGAAGAUUACGAUCCAGAUGCAGUUCCAAUUUAUGAAGAAGUCGUUGAAUAUAUUCACGACGACGAAGAAGAGGGUAUUUACGAGGAACACGUGGCUUAUGAUCAUCCAGAUGCGAUGGUUGUCCAUGAAGAAGAAGUCGUUGACGUCGACGACAGUCAGCCCUGUACAUCGUCAUCUAUGUAUCGUUAA